AUGCCAUCCACAUCAUCCAUCCUGCGCGCCGCGCGCCCCGCGUUCCGCGCAAACACAUUCGCCUCGCGAACGACGCAGGCUUUCAGACCUAGAUUCCAGCAGCAGAGCAAGAGAUGGCAGAGUACGACAGGGGCGGCGACGGAGGCGGCUGCUCAGGGUUGGUUCGCGAGGAUGUGGAAUAGUCCUAUUGGGUUGAAGACUGUGCAUUUUUGGGCUCCUGUCAUGAAGUGGUCCCUCGUCCUAGCAGGUGUAUCCGAUUUCUACCGUCCACCCGAGAAACUCUCGCUCACGCAAAACGCCGCACUCACAGCCACCGGAGCGAUCUGGACAAGAUGGUGCUUGAUCAUCAAGCCAAGAAACAUUCUUCUCGCAACCGUCAACUUCUUCCUCGGAGCCGUCGGUGUCAUCCAAGUCACCCGUAUCUUGAUGUACAAUGCCUCCGUGAAGAACGAGACACCAAAGGAGCAGGCUGAGGAAGCCAAGGAUAGUUUGGUUAAGACUGCUGAGGGGUUGAAAGAUGAUGUUGUUGCUGCUGUUAAGAAGGCUUAA
Molecule: messenger RNA, 549 nt
Organism: Glarea lozoyensis ATCC 20868
Lineage: Eukaryota; Fungi; Ascomycota; Leotiomycetes; Helotiales; Helotiaceae
Exons: 4
Coding region: 1-549 (182 amino acids)
Biological process (GO): pyruvate import into mitochondria
Cellular component (GO): mitochondrial inner membrane
Molecular function (GO): pyruvate transmembrane transporter activity
Source: RefSeq, a predicted model, not a curated record